Cynara cardunculus var. scolymus (artichoke) is the source of this 1195-nucleotide messenger RNA. Its product is annotated as urease accessory protein G. The transcript is spliced from 7 exons. The coding region runs from base 62 to 922 and encodes 286 amino acids. Gene Ontology annotation, molecular function: nickel cation binding; GTPase activity. NCBI's taxonomy places the organism in Eukaryota, Viridiplantae, Streptophyta, Magnoliopsida, Asterales, Asteraceae. The record is from RefSeq and is a predicted model, not a curated record.
UCCACACACCUCACACUAAACCCUCCACAGUCCGCACUCCACACUCAAAAACCUCAAACAAAUGGCAUCGCAAAAUCAUCAACACGAUCAUGAUCACGGUCACGAUCACCAUCAUGAUCACGAUCACCAUCAUGAUCACGAUCAUCAUGAAAACGGGAAUACGAAUGGAGAGUCAUCAUGGGUGGGGAAAGAUGGGAAGGUGUACCAUAGCCACGAUGGUCUGGCACCACAUUCGCACGAACCGAUUUACUCACCUGGCUUCUUUAGCAGAAGAGCACCUCCCCUUGUUACCAGGGAUUUCAAUGAAAGAGCUUUCACCAUUGGUAUCGGUGGCCCUGUUGGUACAGGGAAAACAGCUUUGAUGUUGGCACUAUGUAAACAGUUGCGUGACAAGUAUAGUCUUGCUGCGGUUACAAAUGAUAUAUUCACAAAAGAAGAUGGUGAAUUUUUGGUGAAAAAUGGAGCACUCCCGGAGGAAAGGAUACGUGCUGUGGAGACUGGAGGCUGUCCACAUGCUGCUAUUAGGGAAGAUAUCAGCAUUAAUCUUGGCCCUCUUGAGGAGCUAUCUAAUUUGUACAAAACAGAUAUACUUCUUUGUGAAUCUGGCGGAGAUAACUUAGCUGCCAACUUUAGUAGGGAACUGGCCGACUACAUAAUCUACAUCAUAGAUGUUUCUGGUGGUGAUAAAAUUCCCCGCAAAGGAGGCCCAGGCAUUACACAAGCUGACCUUCUUGUUAUAAACAAGACUGACCUUGCAGCAGCAGUUGGGGCUGAUUUGGCAGUCAUGGAGCGUGAUGCACUUCGAAUGCGUGAUGGUGGACCAUUUGUAUUUGCUCAGGUGAAACACGGGGUUGGUGUAGAAGAAAUAGUAGACAACAUUUUGCAAGCUUGGGAAGCAACGACAAACUCCAAACGCCGAUGAUUCCAAAUAUGGAUCACCCACUCUCAUGUCUGCUUUGCUAUUGCAUUACUAUCGAUCUUUAGAAGCAGAAGACGUGGCUCUUAGCUCUGUAUCAUGCAUGGCCAUAGCCGGUAGACUUGUGGUCUUUUUGAAUUCUCUGGUGUUUGUUAAUCAAUAGAGUACACCUUCAAUGGUUUGGUUGAUACAUUGCUUGCAAAUGACCCAUAUUGUGGAUUUGGCAUAAACACUUUAUUAUUAUAAGCUUAAGAAACCACUUUAUUAUUUGUAUUUUCA